Molecule: messenger RNA, 13740 nt
Organism: Dinoponera quadriceps
Lineage: Eukaryota; Metazoa; Arthropoda; Insecta; Hymenoptera; Formicidae
Gene: Apoltp
Exons: 22
Coding region: 877-13740 (4287 amino acids)
Biological process (GO): lipid transport
Molecular function (GO): lipid carrier activity
Source: RefSeq, a predicted model, not a curated record
UUUAACAUAACUAAUACACAAUUCUUCUUCAGCUUCUAACAUAAUUAAUACACAAUUAUUACUUCGCAAGAAGGAAAUGUUUCAACGACAUGCCGAUUGUGAGCCGAACCGGAAUUGCAAAAUAAUUAAAAUCACUCGAUAAGCUUGCAGCGUGGUCCAAAUAUAGAUCGACGAUUAUAAAGAUCUUCCUCGAACAUUUUCGCAAGCGAGUUGCCGCGUAAUCUACGGCCAAUAAUCUCGUCAUAUGUAAACUUUGUACUACGUAAUUACAAUCGCAGCAGAUUGAUUUGAACUACUCCACGCAAUUAGUAUCCCCAGAUAAAGAGGCGACUCUAAUUCGAAUAAUAAAACUUUCUCCCUUCCACGACGGAGCGCGAAACAGUUCGAAAACGAGUCCACGAGGCUUUUCUAACUGCUUUUCUUCGACACGAUAGCAGUUACAGGAGGGUAAGAUUUCAGCUCGGCUAGACGCUAUCUUAUCAAACAAUGUGGGACCUCCGACCCCACACAAACACAGAGACCCAUCGGGAGACCUUUAGCACCGAUCUCUUCCCUCGUCGUUCGGCCAUUCGUCGGUUGACCGGCCGAACGGAAGCACUUAUUUAGUUGACUCUACAUACAUUCUCUCUCUUCGCCUCCAAUCAAGUGAGCCGCUGAUUCGCACCCCGGUUUAUCUCCGACGGCCGGGUGGUUAUCGCGAAUAUUUUCACCUCGGGAAAGGUAGAGCUCGGUCGGUUUCGUAGAUCGGCAAUAAUCUCCGACGGCUCGAUGGGCCGCGUCGAGGGAUGAGCAGUGCGGUGAUAAAGACGCGUUGAUCUCAGACCCGGAAGAUUCCGCAAGUGGCAGGAUUCGAGAGAACCUCCUCAGGGAACGAAGAUGAGCAUCAGGCCGAUACUGCUUUUUGCGCUCGUGUGCACGACGCUCACCGUCGCGCGAGGAAAAAUUAUCAAGGACUCCACGUCAUGUGGCCGAACAAAAUGCAAGGUGCCGCUGGAACGAAAGUUCAAGUACCAAGAAGACGUGAAUUACGUGUACACGUACUCCGUGGACGUAAACACGAACCUGGGCUACCAGCCGCCGUCCCUUCACUCUCAGACCGAUUCCACCCUGCACAUCGACGCCGUUCUGACCGUGCACUUCGCCAGUCCCUGCGAGGGCAGCCUGAGGUUCCUCAACGCCAGCGUCAGCCAUGAUCGCAGCACGUACAACGCCGAGUUCCCGGAUCGAGCGGGGUCCGAGUUCAAGGCCAGCCUGGAGCGUUUCGCGCUCAAGUUCGCCUACGACGACGGCGUGAUCCACGAAUUAUGCCCGGACCGGCAGGAGCCGGUCUGGGUGCUCAACCUGAAGCGCGGUGUGUUGUCGAUGCUGCAGAACAGCAUGAGGCGCUUCGACGUGGACCACCAGCUAGAAGAGUCGGACGUGCACGGCAUCUGCGACACGAAGUAUCACCUGUACGAGGCGCUGCGGACCAGUCUGAUCGUGAAGAAGAUCAAGAAUCUGGCUGACUGCCGACACGGAUCGAAAUAUUUCUCCGUCGUGCAGUCGAAUCCUUACAGGAGCCCGCGGCGGCAGCAUGGCCAGAACGGGUUGCUCAAGUCUCACAGCGAGUGCAACAUCACCAUCGAUCACAACGUGUACACGAAGGUGGUAUGCGAGGAGACACGGCAGUUGCAGCCGCUCUCGAACGGCCACAAGGCCGGCGCCAAGACCGAGUCGAAGACGACGCUCGAGUUGGUUCAGGAGACGACGGAUACGAGCUUCCUCCGUGAUUUCGACGAGUACGAGAGCAACCACGACGACGACGACAAGGACGAGGACAACCUAAUCGGAAGUAUUCCUCAUGUAAAGAGGACCACGUUGCUGUAUGAUCACACGAAGACGUUGAAGACCAUACACGGCGAGCUACGGACCUCCCGCGAUCUCCUGAAGAUCAUGUGCAAACUCGCAGCGAACGCCGACGAGCUGCAGCAGAGGUUCUCCGAGACGUUCACGAAUUUCGUUCAUUCGGCUCGCUUCCUGAAUUACCCGUCGUUGUCGCAGCUGUUCGCGAGGGCCAAUAGCAUUUGCAAGAGUGGAAAGAAUCACAUCCUCGCGGCACUGCCGUACCUGAACAGCAACGCCGCGGUGAACAUGAUGAGGGACCUGAUAAUGAAGAGAUACGUGAAUCAGGAGACCAUCGACGACUGGAUCAUCACGUUCGCUCUGUUCCCGCAACCGGACCGCGACACCAUUAAAACCAUGUCGCAGUUGCUGAACUUCCAGAUCCCCCACGUCCAGUUCGUCCUCAGCUACUCCACCAUCAUUCACACGUACUGCAGGAACAACGACGUCAACUGCAUCGAAUUUGGGGAAGCGAACGUGUUCCUGUCGCAUCUCCAGCAGAAGAUUUCAGAGGGCUGCACACCCCGUCUUCGUUCCUCUCCCGAGACGAAAGAGACGCUGGAAGCUUUGAAGGCGAUCGGCAAUAUGGGACUCGAGACAAGGAGCCUGCGACGAGAGCUGAGGAAGUGCAUAGACGACACCGGUGGAUUUCUGCCGAUGGAAGUUCGCUUAGCCGCCGUCGACGCUCAUCGCCGACUGCCGUCCUGCGAGGAGACCCGGGAUGAGUUCCUCCUCGAUUAUUACCGCAACACAACGCUCGACACGGAAAUCCGUAUCGCCUCUUACUUGCAAGUGAUGCGUUGUCCCGAUUACAAUGUCGUCAAGACCAUCAAGCACGCUCUCAAGGUGGAGGAAGUCAACCAAGUCGGUACUUUCGUGUGGAGCCAUUUAACGAAUAUCUACAGUUCGUCCUCGCCCACGAAAAUCGAGAUCCAGAGUCUGCUGACGGACAGAGACUUCAGUAACAAGUUCAACAACGACAUGAGAAAGUUCUCGCGUAACUACGACAGCUCCUUCUUCUCCGAGGAGUAUAACAUCGGCGCGAAUUAUCAGACGAAUCUGAUCUUCUCGCCGAAAUCGUACAUGCCGCGGUCGCUCAUGUUCAACGUAACCGCCGACGUCUUCGGCGAGUCCGUGAACCUGUUUGAAAUCACGGCGCGAAUGGAAGGUCUCGAGUUUUACGCGGAGAAUCUCUUCGGUCCAAAUGGCAUUUACAGCAACGAGAAGAUCUCCGGCCACAUCCGGGACAUCCUCCGACGUUUCCGAUCGGCGCCGGAGAGCGAGAAUUACUGGGACGGCGUGAAACGGCUGCCUAACGUGAUCGAUAAUAAUUUCUUACAUCCGAAAGUCAGCUUCGGCUAUAAGAUAUUCGGGAAUGAGUUGAAGUUCACGAUGCUCGACGGCGACGAGGAAGUGAGGGGCGCGCUCGCGCAGUUCAACCCUUGGCAGAAGAUGAAGGAGUUCCUGGCGAUGCGGGAGAUCCUCUACGAGAGGACGACGAUGUACCUGGAUUCCUCGUACGUCGUGCCGAUGGGGUCCGGCCUGCCGAUUCGCUUGGACGUCGCCGGUUCGGCGGCGUGCAACCUCAAGAUCUCGAAGACGAUGACGGACCGUUUCCUCCCCGACAGCGAGUUCGAGCUCAACGGCAAUGUCGCUUCCAGCACGAGCGUCGACACGGUGGGCACGAUGACGGUAGACGCGUUCUACAAAUCCGCCGGGCUGAGGCUGCGAACGAAUCUCUACUCCUCCGGCACCGUGCAGAUUCACCUGAACAUGAACGGCACUCGUCUGGUGCGCGUCAGCCUGGGUCUGCCGAGCCGCAAGAUAGAGGUGUUCUCGUUGCUCUCGGACGUUGCUCUGAUCAAAAGCAACGGCGCCGAGAUCGAGGAGAAGCCGUUGGGUGUGCUGAUGGCUGGCCAGAAUCCGAAGAAGUCGCGGUACACUGCGGCUGUGCUCAGGAACAUCGUCAGCAACACCACCUGCACCUGGACCGCCUUGGACAGACUGAUAGGCCUGAAGAUGUGCACCGACUAUCAGUUCUCCAACGUGACGAAGAAUCCGGACGCGCCGUACUUCAUUUUGAACGGGCUGACGCUCUUCAAGAUCUCGCUGAACAAGGUCGACCCCACGGCGAGGAACUACGUUUUCGAGUAUAGUUGGAACACAACCCGGGAGCACAACAUGCUCAAGCUGAUGUUCGACACGCCCGGCUCCCAAGUGAACCGAGAAUUGAGCGCCAUCGUCGAUUUCGACACGAUAAACAACAAGGUUAACCUUCUACUGCAUUCGGCCGGUAAUUCUUUCGUCGCCAAGGGCACGUAUAAGAAUUCCGAGGACGAGAUUUUCCUCGACGUCAGUUUCGACAUCAACGGCACGAAGCACCUGGACGCCAGCUUGGGGUACACGAGGACGAAGUUGAAUCACGGUUACGCCUACGAUCCCAGGGUUUAUUUAACCAUCAACAGCGAACGCGUCGCCGCCAUUUCGGGCUCCGUCAGGAACAUACAGAAGAACAACGCCUCGCAGAUCGACGUGAACCUGACUUUCCAGACCAAGCGAGUCUGGAGCAACCUGUCCGGCUACAUCAUCACGCGGAACAUCAGCGUGACCUGUGACCUGACGAUGGCGUAUCAGCUGCAGCGAAUGCCGCGGAAGGAGAGCUUGACCGUGCAGGGCGCGCUCUUCGAUCGCUCGUCGAAGACGCUCGCGCACAAAGCGGCCGAGAUGAACAUCACCUCCACCGCUUAUCCGCAGCUCAACACCAUGAUGAACGCCUCGUAUCAGCAAGCGUUUGGCCACUUGGAGCUGCAGGCGGAGGUGAACCUCAAGCCGAAUCCCAAGAACGAUCGGGACAAGCUCAAGGCGCAGUUCAUCGUCUCCUACUUGAAGCUGUUCUUCCAAGACGAGGGUACGAAGGUGAACGCGCUGAUAGCCGUGACGAAACCUACUCAGAACUUGGACAUCAAAGUGGGGGUGAAUCACUACACCCUCGGCGCCGAGUCGAAGACCAAUUUGCUCAUAGGAUACGCACCAGGCAAGGAAAUCAGCCUGGUCGUCAACGUCGUCAUGCCGCGCGGUAUACUGUUCUCCAUACAAGGCCGCACGAACCUGACGAUUCCCAACUACAACUCGAUGCUGAUGAACGUGCGCGUGAACGAACGGUCCCGACGCGAGUACGAGCUGGAUUUCUCCGGCACUUGGUUCAGCGGCCACAACAUCACCGCGCGUGGCGCCUAUUCCGAUCGAUCGGCCGCCGCCGUGAUGAACCACCACCUCAAGAUGGUCCUCAAGUCGCCGAGCUUCGCCAACCUGAUCCUGCUCAACUGCUUCCUCUACCAGAACCACAGCGACCUCAGGAUCAGCCUGUACGCCGAACAGCCGGACUUCGACAAGUACGCCUUCGUGCUGAACCACACGGUGCUGUCGGAGACCAACCUGAUGUCCUACGUCGAGGCUAGAUAUCGGAGCAACGUGUAUUCGAUAACGACGAACGUCGACACUGCGCGGGAAAUCCGGCUGGAGAUGCAUCUGGACAAGUGGCGGGACGUGCACCUGACCUUGACCGGCAUCAACGAGAAGGACCGGCAGGAGUUCGCGGCGGAGAUCAAGUGGGACGCCAACAGGGAUCCCGCGUUAAAGGUCGGCACGAUGUUGCAGUUCAACAAGAUCUACCUGAUCGCCUCGCCCGGGGUCCAACGGACCGCUAUGGUUAUGCUGACCUAUCCGGGCCGACUCGUGACCGGAUCGUGCGACUUGGUGAUACGCAGCCCGCACAGCUACCUGCUGGACGUCAGUCUCGACUGGAGUCCGGAGAAACGGAUCAAGGCGUCGAUCGGCGCGAAUUACGACCUGCAACCGGAGGUAACGUCUAUGAAGUUGGAGUCCCAGCUGUUGACACCCUUCGAACAGUGGAAGAAGACAGCCUUGAACGCGAAAUACGUGCAAAUGCCGGACAAGAUCCUGGCCAGCAGUAGCGUUUACUGGAACGACUCUCAGCACAUGACCGCGGAGUUCCACGGGAGCACGAGUGAGCACGAGCAGCUGAAGGAGUGGAUGGCAAACUGCGCCCUGACCAGCACCGUCCACAACUUCUCAUGGGUGAUCGUGAACGUCACGCACAAAGUGCUGCGCUCCGAGACGGCGGACAGCCACGUGCUGAUCAAGUACAGUCCCGACAAGACGAUCGACGCGCGCAGCAUCUGGCACCUGGACAAGCGAUCGGACGACGUGUUCAACUUGACCGGCAACCUGCACCUCUACACGCCCUUCGCGAACUAUCACAGGGCCGAGCUCAAGUGUCAACUGCGCCUCAUGUCCAGCUGGAUGUUCCUCGGUGGAGCCAACCUCGACCUGGACAAGCGCAAGUACACCGGCCGCCUGAUCGGCGACCUCGUGCGCUGGAAGGAGUCCAAAGUGGAGUUCAACGUCACUACGCCCUUGGAGAAGUUCGCCUUCGUGCGAGGCAGAUUCGGUCUGUCCGAGAGCAACCGCCACGUGGUGGCGAUGAUCGACACCCCGGACGGUCCGCUCGGCGUCGAGGUUCGCUUGCAAAUCCUCAUGUCCUCUUACUUCAACGUGAAAUUCAUGCUGGCUACGCCGAUCGACGUUCUACAGAAGGCCCUCCUGGUGGCUAAGCUGAAUUCGCGCGAGGCCGAUUUCCGUGUCGGCUACAACAACAUGACCGCCGGUUUCCUCGGCAUUUGGCACUAUAAUAACAUCACCGACUUCGACUACAGCUACAUAGUGCUCACACCGCUUGACGGCCUGCAUGAGUGCGGCGUAACCACUAGGCUCAUCGUAGUGGGCACGGAGCCCAGCAAUAUGCUGGACGUGGACACGGAGUUCUCGUUGAAAUGCGCGGAGAUCAAAUUCGGCGUGAAGACUAAGGGAGGGCCGAAACUUCCCCCCGUGAAAAUCCCCCUGAAGAAGGGUAUCAAAACGACAGACCAUCCUGGGUCUAAUGAGGAGGAAGAGGAGGAGGAGGAAGAGGAGGAAGACGACGAGGAUAAUUUCUUCUGGCGAGGAGAAGCGGAGAUAUGGCUCGCGAUAAUAGAGGUUAUAUCGGGCGAAUUGGAUAUCGAUUACGAAGGCUCCGCAUAUAAGAUUCUGAGCACGGUGAACCUGCCGCCUGGUAAAAUCGUCUUGGACGACAACUUUCUCAUGGAGGAUGUCUUUAAUAUGAAAAAUGACCUGCACGUUGAUCUGUCGUUCAGCAGCAUCCGAGAAAUAACAUCGUUGUACACUCUCAUGAUCGAUAUGGGGAACCCUAUUUCUACCUACUUCGUGGAAAUGAACGUGAACGUCAGGAGAAAUACCACGUGGAUCGAGACCGGAUUUCAUGGAAAUUACACGUAUCGAAAACACGACAUGGAUAAGAAAAACGGGGAUAAUGCGAUAACGUAUUUCGUGAGGUUCGACAUAAAGACGCCGUUAGACUUCCUUAAAGAUCUCCGUACUAACACAGUCGUAGAGAUCGAAGGCAAACGAUACAACAGCACGAUCGCGAUUCGUGGAGAACAACUGACCAUCGAUUUACACGGAGAUGUUAAGAUGGAGGAAGCUCUGUUAGAUGCCUUGAUCUCGGGUGCGAUCGAUUCACACGUGAUGAAAAUACCGAAAACCACGAUCGUAGCAAAGAAAAACUUCACUGGGGACAGAAAGCAGUUUAAGUUUAACGCCAGCAUGGAAGAGCCAGUGUCAGAAUACACGGCCUUCGAGUGCUCUUGGCAAACAGACGAGAACCUCGUGAGAGCUUCCGCGAAGCUCGAGACCUGGAUAAGAGCCCUAAAAUCGCUCGAGACCGACGUGCUCUACAGCAACGCGAUUCGCGUGAACAACACCGCGAAGCUGAACGUCUACGUGAAACAUCUCGGCGAACGGGAGUAUCAGCUGAACGGGAACCUGAACAACGGCAAGAUCGACGCCGACUUGCACACACCGCUGUCGCAGAAGCCGCACUUUCAGUUCCACGGAAACUUGGUCCGGAUCAACGAGUCGCUGUACAACGUCAAAGGGGAGCUGAAGAACCAGCUGUCGGCGAAAUCCUACAACGUCAACAGCGCCAUCGUCACACAGGAUGACGCUCUGACUUCGAUAGACAUAACGGCCGAGCCGAGGAGCGCCGACACCGAUAAAAUCACCUUGAAGAUGAAGAGAAAGAAGUACGGGCUUCAACUCGAUAUGAACGGCGGAUCUUUCAACAGCACCGUCGAUGCCAACAUAAUCAACUCUCUAAACUGGGACAUGAGAGCGCUAACGCAUAUCCAGCAGGACGGUGAGGUCGACACGUAUCGUUUGGACACCUUCAUGAACGUGCAGGUGAACGGCAACACCAGCCUGUACAUUCAUGCCGAGACACCCUGGAACGACAGUAGGGCCUUGACGGUGAACGGAAACCUGAUGCUGACCAACACGAGCGGCGACUUUCGGCUGAAUCAUCAAAUGAACGACAAUCGAUACCACACGGCAAUUCAGUGGAAACUGAUCUCCCUGGAGGACAUGUUCGCGAAACUAACGGCGGAAUACGAGAGCGCGGAAUCGAACAGGAAGGACUUCGUCACUCAUGCGUUCUUCAAGAACCCCGGCCGGUUGUACAGAAACCUCGACGUGGGAUUCAACGUGGAUAUCGAUCGAAAGGCUUGGGAGUUUGGGACGAACGCGACCUUAGGUUUCCGCAAUGAGCGGAACGUCGACGCGGUGUUCAUCGUAAGACUGCCGCCCCCAAACAACGACGAUCACCGGUUCCUGAUCAGUUAUCACAUGAUCAACAAUAUAGAGGACAUCUCUUACGUCGUGGGCUACAACACGGUUCGCUCGAAGGCGAAUUACGCCUCGGAUGGCUCGCUCCGUAUAGUUACCCGCGACAUCAACGGCCACUUCCGAGUGACCUGGGGCUUGUUGCCAAGUCAAUCCAUGCACAAUCUCUUCAACAUCACCUUCGACAAGAAGGAGAUGGAGCUCAAGUAUUCUCUCUACAUGCCGAGGCUUCUGCAGGAGGAGACCAUCAUGCUGCUCUGCAGUUACGACUGCACGUCCAACGAGCGGAAUCUGAUCAAUGCCGAUCUGUUUUAUCCGCCUGGGCGGCAGAUCGGUACCGCCAGAAUAUCGUAUGAAAGUCUGUUUAACGUUAAUGGUACCGUUAACGUUUCGAUAGCUAGCCAGGACUUGUCGUACCUCGGCUGCAACUUCGUUGUGCUUACUACUUUGAAGCAGAACAAAAGAUUCGUCGAGCUCUACUGGACAAACAAAACGGCCUUGCUGAACUCCGAUUACACCUAUCACAGCGAGCGACUGGACUCAAGCCUGGAAGGUAUCCUGCGCGUAGAAGUUCCCUUGAGUCAUCGUCAUAUAGGCCACUUGACUUACGGCUACAAGAAACGUCCUCAAGUCACAACGGGCCACUCGAUAUUGGUGUACAACGAUCAGAAGGUGCUGCAUGCUCAAUAUAAUUCGAAGAGCGAGUCCAGAGCCGGCUUCGAGAAGGAUCGCAUUCAGGUCACCGUAGAGAACAUCUACAAGCCCAUAGGUCUCGUCUACGUGAACCAGUACGAGUACAGCGGCGGAAACGAAGGAACGAACUACCCCACCGUGGAGUUCAAGCAGGUGAACGUCUACAGACUCGACAACAGCUCGGCCUUCAACAUCGUCGGCGAGUCCAGGAUCAGGACUACCCAUACUGGCCAAAAUAUCCACCUGAAGGCGAUGCACUUGAACAGGACCGUUCAAUUCAAGACGGACUACCAAGUGUUGCCGGGUGAAUUCGAUCAGUACACCUGGCUGAGCUUGGCGGAAGAUGCUUGGGCAUCGUACCACGUGAACAUCAUGAACUACACUACCGAGGUCAUCGACAACCAGUUCAUGAUCCUCAACAUCUCCUAUCCGCAGCAUAACUUCACCCUGGAGGGCUCCUACAAAAUCACCAGCGACAAGAUAAACUCCGAGGCGAACUUGCGAUGGGAACGAGACAACGAAAAGUCGAAAAACGUCGGCGCGGCCUUCAACUGGACCAACGUCACCGUCGACGGGGAGUCGAAGAGUCAGCAGCGGGCCGUGCUGAGCUUUCGGCAUCCCACGUUCAAGAAAGACGUGACGAUGAGGAGCGACUUGAUGAGGAAGGACCAACGGGACCUAUUGAACGUCGUCUUCGCCGUGGACUACUCCACCGACAUCGACAAGCUGUUGACGUUGUCCGCGUUUCUGAGGGAUGAGAGCGACGAGCUGAACAGGAAGUACCACUACAGGAUAACCGGCCAGCACACCAGCACGAAAAUGGACCUCAACAUCGAAGGGUUCGUUCACAGGCAUGGAUUCGUGCUGCUCGAGACGGUGAAUCACGCGCGGUACAAGCGCGGCUACAUGCCCGGCGAGGUCGGCGAACUGACCGGCCGGAUCGAUCGGGAUUCAAGAGAGAUUCUCUUCCGACGGGUGAACAACGAGGCGGUCAAGUACUUCAAGAUCGGCUAUUAUCCGUCGCACACCCGUUAUACCGUCAACGGCAGCAUCAUCGACACGCCGCAGCUCAACGCCACCGGCGCCUUCUUCUUGGAUCCGAGUGACAAGCUCAUCUGGAUGAUGAUGAAUUACACGCCCGAUGCGAUAGAAAGCCUAAGGAUGCACGGUAAAAUCCCGGACGCUCGAAACGCGAUAUUCAACAUCUGGAGAACAUACGAGGACGAUUUGUCAAUAUCGGACGUUUCCUUCUACUUGAAGCUGAACCACUCGAGACUCGUUACGUCGACUUUGCGAUGGCGGCCUGAACUGAAGAGCGACAUUAUCAACGCCGGGAAGACUGCCUUCAACAAAAUGUGCGAUGGCUUAAACGACGACAUCGACUACUGGAAGCAAUAUAUAAAAAAUGAAGUGAUAAGCGGCAUCACGGAUGUCUGGGACGAUGCUCAGCAGGAUAUUUCGGGAUUCCUCGACGAUUGGAACGACCUGAAGAGUCUCGAGAAGGACUUCGACGAUCUCAAGGUGUAUUUGAACGACUCGUACAACGCCAACGACUUCUACAUCAAAGACAUCGUCGGUCUCGGUAUACACCUCAUCGACGAACUGUCCCUGCGUAGUCACAUCGAGUCACUACCCAAUAUUCUGAACGAGAUCUGGGAGAUAAUGGGCGAGUCCGGCGAAGCGUUGCGGAAUUCCCUGAUCUGGCUCAUCGAGACCAUCGAGAAUGCUUACAACAAGGUCUCCGAGUUCAUCGGCGCCGUGCUGAGGGGCGAAUCGGUAUCGCAGGUGACGGACGUAAUCGAGAAGUUGAUCGAGAAAUACGACAUGUUCAUGAAGAACCUGCACGUGUCCUUCAUCAAGUAUAUCGAGAAUCUCUGGAACGAAAUCGCCUCGUCUCUCUCGCAGCAAUGGUACCGUUUCCUGAAAGGGAUGGAACCACUGUUCAUUCAGUUCGUUCAUUAUGUCGAGACGGCUGUGUGGCGAGCGAGCAAAGAGGUGUUGGACUUCCUGUACGACCGUAAGAAGGAGAUCGUCACGUCGCCUUACUUCGACCGCCUCACCAACUUCACGCAGGACAUCGACAAGUUCUACCGCGACAUCAAGGCGAACGAUAUAGUGACCAACGUGAACAAGUACUCGCGAGUGGUGAUACAGUUCCUGAAGGACCGUUAUUUCGCCUACAUGCCGUUCGGCAAGGAGCUGAAGGACGUGAUCGACGACAUCCUGUCGGAGCUGAAGGAGUUGAAGAAACUACCGUCCGCCAAGUACGCCUUGGAGAAGUUCGAUCAGGUGUACAAUAGGAUCAACUACAUCUACGAAUACUUCGAAGUUAAGACCAAGCUGGAGAAUCUGAUCCGACUUGUAUAUUCCAAGAUGAUGGACAUCAGUCAGACGGCGUUGCAGGCUGAGAGUCGCUACAGGGAGGCCAAGACCAUGUUCAUCUUCGAUCCUAAUCAGGGCCUGAUAUGCUUGGAACAGAAGCUACCGAUGUCCUGGCACGCCUUCAAUCAGACGCCCGAGUUCCACGAGAUACCGGAAUUACGAGCGAUCGCGGAUCUCAAGACGUACUUCGUCACUUCGAACACCACCUUCUGGGGCCUCUAUUAUCAAUAUAAACCCUACUCGGACCUGUCCAACUGGUUACCGCCGUUCAAAGCACAAGCUAUGAUUAUCGGUUCUCAGCAUUACGUCACUUUCGAUGGCCGUUACUUCGACUUCGCCGGGAGCUGCACCUACUUGUUAGCGAAGGAUUUCGUGCACGACACUUUCGCCGUUCUAGUGAAAUACAACCAAGGCGAGGAAAUCAUUCACCAAAUCGUAGUACUGAUCGGGAACAACGCUAUCGAGUUGGACCUCUUUAACGACACGAUAAAGGUGAUUUCUCAAGAAGCGGGGACCACGAGCAACCUGCAGCUGCCAGUUGACUUGGACCACGGCACGACGUACGUCUACCAAGAAGAGAACAUGGUGACGGUGGAACGUAAAAACAAGCAGUUCCGUCUCGAGUGCAAUCUCAAGUUCAACCUGUGCUCGCUGGAGCUGUCCGGCUGGUACUACGGCAAGACCGCCGGUCUGCUCGGCACGAUGAGCAACGAGCAGUUCGACGACUACUUGGCAUCGAACGGUGUGAUCGUCAAGGACAUCGACAGCCUCGCUCACAGUUGGGCGAUCGACGACUGCGCGAGCGGCGCGGCUAAUCGCGCCAGCAUGACCAUGCAGCGGGAUAGCGUGGUGUCCAACUUCUGCGAGGAUCUGUUCCUGAACAAAAGCUCGGAAUUCGGCAUCUGCUUCGGCGUGAUCAGUCCGAUCGAGUACUCCAGCAUGUGCCUGAACAGCCUUACCGAGGCCGAGGCUUGCACCGUGGCGAUAUCGUACAUGCAGACGUGCAUGUUCUACAACACUUAUCUGCGAAUACCGGACCGCUGCACCACCUGCAGCAUGAUAGACGGCAGCCAGGUGGCCGAAGGCCGGUUCAAACGGCUGGAGGGCGACACGGUGCCGCAAACGACCGACGUGGUGUUCAUCGUCGAAGCGAAGAGCUGCAAUCGUGAUAUAAAGUUCAACAGCAGCAUGGAGCUGUUGAUCGUGCAGAUGAACAAGGAGCUGAACUACCAAGGCCUCAACAGCAAUCGCUGGUCUCUGGUGGUUUUCGGCGGCGACGGUGUGUACGACCAACCCAGAAGCAUCGUCCUCGACGGGCAGAUCUUCACCAAGAACGCGGAGCGCUUCGCGGAUUACUUCAACUAUAUACCGGUCGGCAACGGCAGCCGGGAUAUCUUCGCCGCGAUCGGCUUUGCUUCACAGCUCGUCUUCAGAGCUGGCGUGUCCAAGACUUUCGUACUGAUACCCUGCUCGCACUGCGAGUCGGAGAAUCAGAUGCUGGAGUAUUCCGUAUUACACCAAGUACUGCUGGAGCACGACAUCACCCUGCACAUACUGAUGGACGGCGACUUCCAAUUCGACAAGGAGAAGGUCAGCAAGAUUUUCUACGGCUUGGACGCGCGCAAAUCGUACACCGAGAAAGACGCGAGAGUACUAGUGGGCGAUGUGGACCUGAGGAGACAAGUGAAACUCUCGAAGAACGCGUUGGGUUACUGCACCCCGCUGUCACUGGAGACGAACGGCACGAUAUUCAGCGGCGACAAGCUGCGUAAUUCUGCCUCGAGUAAGAAACUGGCGAGCGUUUUUGCCAAGAGGGUUGCCCUGACGGCCAAGCCUAACCAGUGUCAAUAUUGCGAGUGCACCGCCGACAAUAAUGGUAUUACGCAAAUGGAAUGUAUGCCCUGUGAAUACCCGACGCCGGUGCACGUUGAUUACGUCAGUGAAACAUUUGAUUUUAACGAGACGCUCUCGAUGAUACCACCAUUGGACGAUGCAGACUACGGUCAAAUCGAUAUAGACGACGACUGA